AGUUAAACGCAACAUGAGUCGUUGCUAACUUAAAUAGCCAGGAAAAGAAGGAAAUAUUAUUUUGAACCUAUAUCUUAAAAUUUUCGCCUCUCCUUUAUAUUAGCUUGGGUUUUUUUACACAGUCUUGGAGCUACAGAAAAACCGACUCAGAUGCGACAAAGGAGGAAAGUUAGAGGAUUUUAGAAUUCCUCCAUUAAAACGAAUACGAUAGUUAUCUUGACAUCACUGUUGCAGCUUGGGAACAGAAAGGGUUUUUUGUGUCAUAGGCUCGAGACAGCUGAAGUUUCGGUAGUAACGCGACUACACACGGACACGCCUCUCACCGGGUUUCUGUCCAAUCCCAUUGCUUUUAGUUCUGCAACCGACCAAUCAUCGCAGCUAUGUAAAUCGCCUCCUGAAUACUGCUGCCUCGGGACUGUUUUAAUGUGAAGCUGCCAGAUUUAUCUGUCAGACGCAGCGCCGUGGAGUUCAGAUAAAGAGUCAGUAGAGUCCGGAAGGCUCCAGCAAAGCUUGGCUGUUCGCUACUGUUUUUUUGCAAGACGGUCGGAUUGAGUUUAAUGUACAACAUGACAUUUGAGGAACUAAGUGGGGAUUAUUCUCAAGAAAGAAUGGAUACGGUGGCGAAAGCCUUGGAGGAAGUCCUCACCUCUGCCUUGCCUCAGGGCUGUAUUACUGUUGGAGUCUACGAGGCAGCCAAGUCCCUCAACAUAGACCCUGACAAUGUGGUGCUGUGCAUCCUGGCCACUGACGAGGACGACGUUAAAGACGUGGCCCUGCAGAUCCACUUCACGCUCAUUCAGGCUUUCUGCUGCGAGAACGACAUCAACAUCCUGAGGGUCAACAACACCCACCGGCUGGCAGAGAUCCUGGAGGGAAGCGGAGGGAAGCAGAGCGGCGGGGAGCCCAUGGACCUGCACUGCGUCCUGGUCACUAGCCCUCACUCCACAUCAUGGAAGGACCCCGCUUUGAGCAAGCUGAACCGGUUCUGCAGAGAGAGCCGGUGCAUGGACCAGUGGGUUCCCAUCAUCAACCUGCCCGAGCGAUGAGCCCCCUCGCCCCGGACCGCCCCGCAUUGAGGAGACCCUGUUCGGAACCAAAUCAUAUCUGCACAGGAGGCGUGCUUUAAAUCCCACCUGACACCAUGCUCCCACCAGAGAACCAGGUCUGCUGCAACGCUGGUUGCAGAGAGCACAGGAAAAAAAAAAACUACACAAAAAAAACAAGAAAGAGAAAAAACAAAAAACAUGCUGUCAGUGUGGGAUGUGUUCAAAACCAAAAUAAAAAAAAGCGUGGGGUCGGAAUUUCCACUCCGAACCGGGUUUGUUUGGAGUUAACGUCCGCGGGCCGUGGCGGACUCAAUUCGUCUGGAGGUGGAAGUGUUACGAAGCUUGUGUGCUUUUCAGUGUGACGCCCCGCAGCCGAACACAAGGACUGUACGCUGUUUGUUUGGCAACGUCUCCGUGGCGAUGGGGAGGAGCGGGACAGCGACCCCGGGACGCGGAGCUGCUGAGCCGCUGAGCGGACCCAGGCCUCAGGCUCUCUGCAGAAAUAAAGCACUUGUUGAAACACUGGAGCUGCUGCAGUUUAACUUAUUCAUCACAGCCGUUCAUGUUCAGGUUGAUGUUCUGAUUUCAAAAGGGAAAACCUUCAUUCUGUUUUACUGUUUCUUCUAUAUCUAUCAACACACCAGCUACUUUUUUUUUUUUUUGUUGUUUUAUUUUUUUCUAAGUGAACUAGUUCUUUUGUUCAAAUUUAAGUUAUUUCUAAUUAUAUUUAUGCAUAUUUAUGUUAUUUUUUACAAACUUGCACGACUUGAGUACCAGACAAAUGUUUUCCUGUCAAUAAAAUCUUCUUGGAAACAAAAUGUAAAAUGUGUUGGGUUGAUUUGUUUUUUGUUUUGUUUUUUUUUGCUGAAUGUUGAGCUGCAGUGAAAGAGAGUGUCACGUGUGGAUGGCAGGGGGUCAGGCCGGCCACUGCGGCCCCGCUGUGGCCCCGGUGCCAUCCCUGGCCUAAGCAGAACAAUGACCGGCCCAACCCGGCCGCUGCUCAGGCUUCUGCCGCGGUCAGCAGGACCGAGCGCAUUCAUCCAAACAGCUCAACCACUCUCUAAAGAAAAGCGAGUGGCAGAGACUUCAGACUGCGAUUGUCUAAGAUUUGAGCGUCUUAAGUUUUUGAUUUGGCGGCUCCUGAACUGCUGCAGGUCAGAAGAGAGCAGAGCAGAAACAGUUUAGUCAGUGGGUGUUUUCUGGCAUGCAGGACGUUGUGUAAGUCCUUGUGAGCCGCUGACGCCUCCCCUCCUCUCCCUCUUUAUCCAGCAGUCACAUGAUCACACCAGCAGGUGAUCUUCCAGAAGCUGGCUGCUGGUGACGUCACUCGGCUGAUGUAAGGCAGGCAACCCCCUCUGAAAGUGCCAAGUCAUUAUCUGGGCGAAAGAGCGAAAAGGAGUUUCACAAUCUAGGUCAUGUGAGAGCGGCCAGGGGAAGGUUGAAAGAAUUUCAGCUUAGAAAAAGUCAUUAAUCAGGCAUUUAUUUUUGCUGUGUCAUGUUAGACAGUUUGCACACCCCACUGAAAGCUUCAGUUCUUUGGAAUGAAAUGUUCACAUUAAUGUAUAAAUCUCUAUUUUUUAUAUCUUUCUCUGGGAAAGACAAUUAUGCAACUAUACUGUAACCCCUCCUACAGCUGGUCUGACAGUUCAGCUGAAAGCAGUCUGUAUUACAACAAAUUUGAAGACACCUCUGACUGAAGACUCUUUUUCUGAAAGUUUCACAAACAGGAUGCUCAGGGCUGUCCACGUUUUUCUGGACUGUAUGCAUAUGUAAUAAGAGUUCAAAUUUAUAUCAUAAACAUAUUGUGCCGUCAUCAAAAACAUAACUAACAUACUGCGACGCAAGAGAUGAGCAGCUGAGCAGGAUGACUUUUGGGGUUUUUGUAGCCAUCUACCAACCAGUCUGCAGAAAGUCUGUCCCACUCCUCACUUUCAAAUUUCCCCACAGCAUUUAAAUGACAUAAUUAUCUGAGCUUUGACUAGGCCGAGGUCAGCCAAAGCGGAGCAUGUUGACAGUUCUGAAUGUUUUAAAUGUCCACAGUGGAAUGGCUCGUUAAACUAUUUUUGGAUUUUUAAAAAAAAUUUUUUUAAUCCUUCACCGGACUCACAAAGUGCCAGGAUCGUUUUUAGUUCUGAUGGUCACUUCGACAGUCAGCAGAACUAAAUGAAAUGUCUGGAGUUUGAAAACAGCGAGCCUCAUUCAGAAUGCUGAGAAAUGGAGUUCUUAUCAUUUUGCACCUUAGCUGAUUUGUCUGUAUGUCACAUUCAGUGGAAAUAAAUGCUCUUAGUUGUCCGUCACCAGGAAAAAAAAUAAUUAAAACACAUUUUACUGGAACUAUUACAAGGUUUUUACUUCAGUGUCCUUCUGAGGUUUUCACUCCGCCUCACUACAUUUCCCAAAACCCACUGGGAGCACGUAGCAUAAGAAGUGCAAUAAGAGAAGUCUAUUUAGCACUUGCUAUUUUCCUGCCAUAAUGGGUAUAAUAUUCUUUUAUUUUUUCUGUACUGCAUAAAGCCACCAUUUGUGCAUUUAUCUGAUUUAACAUACAGUCUUCAUUACUCUCCCUCCAGCCUACAGACAGUUUCUGCCCAGCUAAUUCUGGCUUUUAGAAAUAAUUGGAAAGUCCUUAAGGCGUUUCAGGAAUGCGUGACUCAAAGUGUUUCUCUGCCCUCCAGCCACUCCUCAGAGCUCCAUGGUGUCGGUUGGCUCUAAGUGAAAGGUCACCUGUCCUGUGACUGGGGGGGGGGUGGCUGACGCUCUCUGAUGUAACACAGUAUUGUUGUGAUCGGAGGCUGAAAGUUAUUUUAAGCCUCGUGUUACGAAACAUGUGGAAGAGUUCAAGGGUUGAACCAGAACCAGACAUGGAGAAGCUGCAUUCAGCUUCUAUGCACCACAAAUCUGGAGCAAACUUCCAGGAAACUGCAGAACAGCCGAAACACUGAGUUCCUUUAGAUCUAGAAUAAAACCUCACCUGGUUAGAGUUGAUUUUGAACUAUAAUAAGUGAAACCUUGACCAACAUAUUUGAUGUGUAACGAUGAUUUUGGUGAUGGCACUAAACAAAAUGUGAUGUUUGUUUCUGGUUUCUCAGUUGGUGACUGAGAAAUUGAUUGAUUGAUUGAUUGAUUGAGAAUACUCAGGUGGUAUUGGUUUUAUUUUUAGCCAAACAAAAUUCCAUUAUGUGUGAACUGGUAACAGGACUGGGUUUAAAUUUUAAAUCAAGUCCAUUGCAAGGUUUGUAAUCAAUUAAUCACAUUUUAAUAAAAAAAUAAAUAAAAAAAUAAACAAAAUAAGCAACAUUUUCAAUUCAAAAACCCUUUUUGCUGCUAAAUUAUUGAAUAAAUAGACAUGUAGCUUUGCUAAUAAGCUAACUAAUUUAAACCACAACUUGAAAGCAGCAAACAUUUCCAGGCUGCUUGGAUUUACAGGCGUACCAGAAACCAGUGAAUUGACUAAUUGUGCAAAAAAUGUCAAAAUUCAUGUAAUUAAUUAAUCAAAAAUAACACAUUAAAGUCUCGUCCCCAGGCUAGUGAAGCAUUUAACUGCUAGAUAUAAAAUAAAUUCGGGAAGAGUAUGGCUUUGUAAAGAGAACAUUUCAAAGAAAAAAAAUAAAGCUUUCUAUCUUAAGCCAGAUACUGCGCCUGAAUUUAUCUCCAAGCUGUUGCGGUCAAACGUUCCUGAACUGGUGCGAACACAUGACGACGAGAAAGCAUCCUUGAUCUUGAUCCUCCUUUUGCAAGGCAGUAAAAUAAGCCCUAAUUAUUUCUUUCAUUCUGGUUUGGUCGUUUCAGCACACGAGCAGACCAGUGCCAGCUCAGUUUUGCAGAGUAAGUGGAAAGUCUAUAAAAUGCUGGCAGAGAUUCAGGAGGGGCCAAGGUUUCACAUCUAGAGAUCCCCAUUCCCUGAAAGAGGAACCAGGAGCAGAGCAACACCCAGAGGCCGCCGCCAGCAGCUCCUAAUGUCACCACCCAGACUGCAAAACUGAGACGCUACUUGGACUUUGUUAUAGUUGGAAUGUGAAAGAGUGAAGGGACCAGAUAGCUGAACCUCUGCAGCCUGACCCAUCACACACGCACACACGCCCACACACGCAUACACACCCUCUUCUGUCCCAGCGCAGCACAUUCCAACACACUGACACCAGAACCAGGAAAGCUUUUCACAGCGGGACCGGAGGCCCCCACUGGCAGGCAGAGAGAGUGCUGGUGCCCAAUAUUGAGGCUGUUUGGACCGGGCUUGCACUAGGCCACUGAGUGUUCAGGGCUUAUUUAGCAUUGUUCUCAGCAGCCGUGUUUCUGUUACAAAUGUACAGAAUCUUUGUCAAUAUUCCACAAGUGUAAAAAAUAAAAAUAAAAAAAUAAAUCACAAUUGCGAUGUUUCCGUUAAAGGAGAAACAAAAUUAAAAUCACACAUGAAUAAGUUUGUUCACGUCAUAAUUUAUUAAAAAAAACAUCAUCCUCCAACUACUUCCUGUUGUUUUUUCUUUAUGGUUUGUGCCAGUGGAAACAUCCUGUUGCUCAUUUUUUCCUGCCUCUUCUCUUAUAAACUCGGGAGAGACAUUCAGAGCUGGUUGUCAUUUAGAAUCAAGGACAUCCAAGACAUUACCAUAACUCAUAUAUUAUAAUAUGUUGAUGACUUCAAUAGCCAAAUAUCUGAUGGGAUAAAUAUUGUUUUCUUGCUUGCUAAAUAUCAUCUAAGCUGCUGUAAGAAGAGACGUUCUACCCCUUGUUUUGAUUUUUUAAACAAUUUAAACUUUAUUUCUAUUUACUUAAAUAUUGGAAAUCUCUAUAUGGAACAAAAAACUAACAAAAAAACACCAGUAUGACUACUUUUACCAUUACUGUUAUGAGCUCGUCUUUUACAAUCUUAAACUUGUUUUUUUUCCUACCUAUGUUUCACUGUUCCUUGCACCCCAGCAAGAAAAGCUUUCUAAUGACUUAUCGUGUGAUUUUUAAUUGUAUUUCUUAUUUAAUGGAAACACUAUAAUGGUGAAAAUGUGUUAUUUUUGACAGAAGCAGAAGAUUGACAAAGUUUUACUCACAUUUCUAAUUUGAAGCUCUAGCUGUGCACUGUAAAGAAAAGUGCUGACUCAGCUUGACUACUUUCCUUGUUGCUUUGACUCAGUUUAGUUAAAUAACUUUAAACUCUUAACAAGAGCUCUUGCUACAACGCUAAUCAAGUUAACUGUAGUUAACUGAAUUAGAUUAAAAGUGAUUAGUUAAGAGAUUUUUUUUUUCAAAGUUGCCUUAACUUAAGUUUUUACAUUAUUACUUAAAGUUAACUUUUUUAUAUAAUAUUCAAACUAAUAUUAAGUUAAGUUUUUACAGCUUGUGCUAUUUUUAGCUGGUUUUUUUCCUAUUAUUUUCUCACCGCAGACACACCUGGUUCAUCCUGCAUCACCACGUCUCAUUUGUGGGGGAUGGAGGGAAAAACUGCUGAUUUUUAAUAAAGGAGGCAUCAACGUUUCACCACUGCUGCUGCUGCUUUGUGUGCGAGAACCGCUGCAUCCUCUGCACAUGUGCAGCUUUAACAAUGUGAUGUGUAUGAUCCUGUAUGAUCUUCCCAUUGUGUAAAGGCAGAACACACUGCAGUGUGUGCAGCCUGCAGCUGGACAGAAACAAGGUCAGAGAAACCCGGCGGACUCCCAGGAUGAGCAAAAAUAGUGCCUCUGCUCUCCAGGAGCAGAAACUGGGCCUUGGCUCUGUUCUAAAUUUAGCUCCAGCGCUCCCAGCUUUCUGAGGGCCUCGGUGAGAGGGCCACAGCUCCUGCUCCCAAAUUAGACAGGAAUAGACCACUAAUGACAGGAAGUGGGCCCACAGAAAGGCUGAGACACUCCUGGUCAAGAUGUUUAUGAAGUCUUAAAAUAAAUCCUCAUUUCAGCGGCAUCACCUCAUUUGGAACAUUUUGAUGAAACGUUUUGCUGAAACAAAUUCAUGCACUGAGUAACUUUACAAACGCAGGGUGGCAUUCCUGAGAGCUUCUUAUGAUAAUGACUUUGUGUUUUGCUGGAGGAAUAGAAAUAUGAUGACACACAGAGGCUCAUGACUUUCAGUCACCAGGCUGGAGGAGGAGCCAUGUUAUGUUGCCAACACACACAGUGAGCAGGCAAAGAGUGGCACCUGAAGGUCACCGAAAGCCACUUUAGACAACAUUUAUAUGGCAAAAUGUGGUCUGAUCAGAUGUCAAACAACAGAUGAAUUUGUGGACAAGCAGCUCAUGCCCAGUGUUAAUCAUGGGGGAUGAUGUGUGGUGCUGUGGGCCUGAUUUGAAGUAAAAACAAAACAAAAAAAAAUAGUGAACUGAACAUUAUAUGUCAGUUGGUCUUUCUCACAGGGCAAUGAUGCAAAAUACGCAGCCAAAAAACAAACAUUUAUCAGCAUUUUUCCAGGACCAGAAUCAGUCCCUACCAAAACCCGCAGACAAGCUCUGAGCUCAGCUUAAAGUUAAAACUAAAUUUGUUAAAACUACCAAGUCCUGACAGUGUGAGACAGAUAAUAUAUAGAGAGUAGAGAGAUGGAGCUCAUUUCUGUGCUACUAUAUCUGUCUGAAGGGAUGCAGCGCUCCCGGUCAGAAAGAUCCAAUCAGAGCCAGGAGGAGGGGCUUAAUGCUAUCAAUCAUGCUUAUGAACGCGCUGUGGAGAAACAACUUACCGUUACAAGAAAACUGUUUAUCCUCCAUCAUUGGUGGCCAUGCUAACUAGCCUUAGCAUUCAUAACGGGCUUUGUUAUGGUGAACCAGCUGUAGUGCAACAGAGAGGAAGGGGGAGGGUCUGAGCAGUGUGUACACGAGAAUGACUGACAGCAGUAAGAUCCUGAUUGGUUGUUUCUGGUAGAGGGGGAAUAAGACCACAGAGAGAACAAGAACAAUUAAAAAGUCAAUUAAUUAAUUAUUAUUAAUUAAUUAGUGUUUAAAUUUAAGUGUGUUUCAAUGUUUAUUUUUUAUUAACAAUUAUUUAAUUUAAUAAUUCAUUAAAGUCAAUUAAAUAAAGUCACUUAAAGUCUCCGACAUGUUCUCUCAUUAUUGUGGAAUUAGAAAACAGGAAUAUUUUUCAUAAUUCUGACAAAGCAAGAAAAGUUUAGUCUGAUUUAACGUCAGAUAGCAGGGGGAACAACAGGUGUGUCUUUUUAUUCACUCUAUGUAAACUUGUGGUUGAGUAGAGUUUCUAAAAUACUGACAACAGGGGCUGAAUUUGUUCAAAACAGCUGGACAACAGUUAGGAUGUUUUGGAUGUCAAUGACAGAGAUUAUGCUACUGCAAUAAAAGCUGAUGCCUUUACCCGGGUGCCAACAAGCCGGCCUGCAUCAUAAGAGACCCCAGUCAGCUUCCUGUAUCGUUAGUCCACUGAAAAGUGACGCGUCGUGCUGUAGGAAUGUUUCACUUUAUUGAGCUUCAUCAAAUCAAAUUAAUAAACACAUUUAUCCAACAGGGGAAAAAAAGCUUUUGGUCAGUUAAAUUAAUCUCUCAAUGGAACAACAAGAGCUACAGAUUGAAUGAAGACAUGGCAACACAUGGCGGUUGUGUUCUUAAGCUUUUGUUCCCAAAUCAUCAUUGGCAGCGACACACAGAGCCCAUUCACUGCAAGUAAGAAAAACAGACGUAGAGGAAGAGGACAGUGGAUCAGCGUCAGGCGUCCGUAUGGGGAAGGAAACAAGAAAAGAAGAAGAAAGAUUUUCUUUUUUUU
Messenger RNA from Gambusia affinis (western mosquitofish), 8725 nucleotides. It is a transcript of the gene gadd45aa, whose product is annotated as growth arrest and DNA-damage-inducible, alpha, a. The transcript is spliced from 4 exons. Gene Ontology annotation, biological process: regulation of cell cycle. The record is from RefSeq and is a predicted model, not a curated record. Bases 558 to 1046 code for a protein of 162 amino acids. Lineage: Eukaryota; Metazoa; Chordata; Actinopteri; Cyprinodontiformes; Poeciliidae. Gene Ontology annotation, cellular component: cytoplasm; nucleus.